Symbiodinium pilosum is the source of this 329-nucleotide messenger RNA. The record is from the annotation of a GenBank genome assembly. Lineage: Eukaryota; Dinophyceae; Suessiales; Symbiodiniaceae.
GUCAGCUACCAGCAGCCUACGCGAACCUCACAGGCAUGGACAAAGUGUACAUCGGCCUCAGCUGCGUGAUCGGUCUGUCUAUUGGCUUCACGGGAAUUUGGGCCCAGAGCUUGAUCAGCGCGACAAGCUUCCUGGUCAUGGUGAAUGCCAACAAGUUUGUGAUCAUUGGCAUUGAAGCUUUCGGCAUGCACACCAAGGUGCUAACCCAGGGGCAGAUCCUAGGCGCAUGCCUGUCAAUCUUUGGCGGCAUCCUCUAUGGCAAAGCGCGCCAGCAGAUCGAGCAAGAGGAGGAGGAGAGGAAGCAGCUUCUUCCCAACGUGAAGGUGUAA